AUGGAUCGUGCAAUAUUUGAAGAUCUUGACGUUGUAAUUGUUGGUGGAGGCAUUUGUGGCCUUGCCACUGCCCUUGCUCUUCACAGGAAGGGAAUGAAGAGUGUGGUGUUGGAGAAAUCAGAAUCAUUAAGAGCAGCAGGGGGGGCCAUUGCAAUUCAGCCUAAUGGAUGGAAAGCUUUGGAUGUGCUUGGCGUUGGUUCAAAGCUCAGGCCAAGUACCAUUCUCCUUCAAAGGAUACGAGAAAUAUUUCUCAAUGGCAGCGAGCAACAAGAAGAAAUUAUCUCCUACUCGAACAUUGGGGAAACUCGUUGGGUAAAAAGAAGUGAUCUAAUUGAAGCUCUAGCUCAAGAUCUCCCACUAGGUACAAUACGCUUUGGAUGCAAAAUUGUCUCUUUGAAAUUGGACACAAACACAUCUUUUCCCAUUCUUCAAUUGAAUAAUGGCACUACAAUUAAAGCCAAGGUGUUGAUUGGCUGUGAUGGAGCCAACUCGGUGGUUGCUGAUUUUCUUGAGUUGAAACCCAAGAAGCUUCACUCUUCAUGUGGAGUGCGAGGAUUUACAUAUUUUCCUAAUGGUCAUGGAUUUGCCCCCGAGUUUGUCCAAACUAUAAGAGAUAACAGUAUGCUUGGAUUAGCUCCGGUCACUGAUAAUCUGGCUUUUUGGUUCGUAAAUCACCAAUGGCAUCCUCAGGAUUUAAAGGCGUUCAAAGAUCCAAAGAUAAUCAAACAAAUGACUCUAGAAACCAUGAAGGGUUUCCCUAAGAAAAUGAUAGAUGUGGUACAAAACUGUGACCUUUCUACCCUAACAUUUAGCCAUUUGCAUUACCGUGCCCCAUGGGACAUAUUACUAGGCCAAUUUCGAAAAGGAACCGUGACAGUGGCUGGAGAUUCGAUGCAUGUAAUGACACCAUCCAUCGGCCAGGGUGGCUCAACGGGUAUAGAAGAUGCAGUUGUACUUGCUAGAUGCAUGGCAAGAAAAUUUCAUGCCAAUAAUGAUCAUAAAAUAUUCAAAGGUCAGAAGAUAAUUGAAGAAGCAAUGGAUGAAUAUGUGAAUUCGAGAAGAAUGAGAUUGGUUCAAUUGUCUACACAAUCUUUACUUGUUGGUUCAUUGUUGGAUUCUUCUUCAUUGCUUGUGAAGUUGAUAAUUUUGGUGCUUUUGGGCGCUUUGUUUAGGGACAAAUUUGCUCAUGCUCGAUAUAACUGUGGUUGUCUUUGA
Pistacia vera is the source of this 1215-nucleotide messenger RNA. RefSeq names its product monooxygenase 1-like. The coding region runs from base 1 to 1215 and encodes 404 amino acids. Gene Ontology annotation, molecular function: FAD binding. The record is from RefSeq and is a predicted model, not a curated record. The transcript is spliced from 6 exons. NCBI's taxonomy places the organism in Eukaryota, Viridiplantae, Streptophyta, Magnoliopsida, Sapindales, Anacardiaceae.